AUGGUCCCAAUAACUUUGCCCAACCUGCUAGUGAGGAUUUUUGAAAUGAUUUUUGAAAUUACAGUACAGCACGCAAUGGGUCUCAUGUCCUUUAUUGUAGUUGCUUCAGGUGACUUAGGAAUUAGUGUAACCAAAGAACAAUUGACUGCUUUGAACAUGUUUCCUGUGUUAAAAAACUCCAGAACAACAUCAGUGACACCCCUUCCAACUAGAGACCAAACUGACUUGAAAAAGAAGGAAUUAUAUCCGUCUAUCCCCGGGGCUUUCGUAUUCCCAAUGCUUGUUAGCGCCUCCAAAAUAUCUUUCUCUGUAACAGGGCAAAUAAGAGAGAGAGCAUGCUCAUUAGAUAAUGUUUUACCAUUUCUCACGACCUCUAUAUCAAUCUCUUUCAACUCAGUGGCAUUGGAUCCUACUAGUUUCGUAUAA
Vicia faba (fava bean) is the source of this 426-nucleotide messenger RNA. The record is from the annotation of a GenBank genome assembly. NCBI's taxonomy places the organism in Eukaryota, Viridiplantae, Streptophyta, Magnoliopsida, Fabales, Fabaceae.